Molecule: messenger RNA, 412 nt
Organism: Myotis daubentonii (Daubenton's bat)
Lineage: Eukaryota; Metazoa; Chordata; Mammalia; Chiroptera; Vespertilionidae
Product: large ribosomal subunit protein eL39-like
Exons: 2
Coding region: 1-240 (79 amino acids)
Source: RefSeq, a predicted model, not a curated record
AUGCUCAAAGAUCUGAGUGAGAAUUACAGAACAUCCUGGCUCUUUCUCCACCAUCAAGGUGCACUCGUUCACUUCUCCUUCACAAUUUCUUCCCAGAAGACUUUCAGGAUCAAGAGGUUCCUGGCCAAGAAACAAAAGCUGAAUCGGCCCAUUCCCCAAUGGAUUCGGAUGAAAACUGGUAAUAAAAUCAGGUACAACUCAAAGAGGAGAUUUUGGAGAAGAACCAAACUGGGCCUAUGAGGAAUCACACAUGAGAGAUGACCCACAUAUUUAUACUGUAUCCAUGUUGCCUACACCCUUAAAUGAUUGAAAAGAUGCUACUGUCUGGACAGUCGGGGCAUUUUAAUUGGAAGAUUAAUGGACUUGUGAUUUUGCUCUGUUGAUUUUUCCCCCCUGAAAUAGUAGGUUGGUU